UUCCAGCCGAGGAAUGUUGUGCAAGGGAUAGACAACUGCAAUCAUUCUGUGCCCUCUCAACAGCGUUAUGUUGGGGAUUCGGAGAUUGUUACAGCACAGCAGCUGCCAUAGAUCCCCCCCCAAAAAGAACUGCCUGAAAAAUGGACCUGUUUGCAACCCUAUACGUGACAAUUUGUACAUGCUUGAGGAUAUUGAAGAUGAAAGGAUGGAAAUGCCAAUGCAGCAGGAGCAGGAGGAACUCACAGCAGAAGAAAAGAGAAAGAUUGAACGGAAACUGAAGAAAGAGCGCAAAAAGAAAGAUAAACAGCUGCUAAGGGAAGCUGGUGUAUUAGUAGAAAAAGUGAAACCUCAGGAGCCAUCAGCAUCCGACCUUGCACUUGAAUAUCUGACAAGGUGGUCCAAGAAACACAAGGAUUGGAGAUUUCAGAAGACGAGGCAGACCUGGCUCUUAAAGCACAUGUAUGAUUGUCAUAAGAUCUCUGACAAGCAUUUCACUAUGUUGCUGAAGUAUUUAAAUGGGCUAAAGGGCAAUGCUCGAGAGGUAACCAUUCAGAAAGCUGAGGCUCUGAUGAAGGAAUUUGGAACUACAGAUGAUUGCACUGAAGACCGUUCUGCGAAAAUUGAGCGAAUACGGCAAGUCCUUCAGCUUUUGUCUUGAAGUUUUUCACAGGAUUCAUAUCAUUUUCUCCCUGCUCACAGCGCUGUUUAGCAGAGUUGCACAGAUCACAUUUACUCCAAUUUUUCUACCACUGACCUUGGUUUGAGUUCCUUGCUGAUGAUUAUUUUGUAAAAUUCCAUUUGUAAUUUGUGAUCAUAAUAAAAUGUGUAUUUUGUACAAAAUGCCCCAUGCGUAAAAUAAUACUUCACUGAAAUGGUGGAUAUGCAAAAAGAUAAUAAAAGUCAGGAGUGUCAAAAAGAUGAAGUGUAAUUAUGGUGAAAGAAACAGGACUCAAUUUUUUUUUGUUUCAUGCAACAAAUCAACAUGAUUGUGACAACUUUCUUCAAUUCCUGCUGGGCAUUUAACCGGAGCAGUGAAGGAUUAUAGACAGAAUCAAUGAGAAAUUAGGAGACGUUGGUAUAACAGAAUUAAUAUUUUGGGAACAAAGCUGCGUUUCUCUUUUGACAUUCAAUUAAGUCCAUAUAAGAAAGUUCCUGUGGUGUAAUGUGGCAGUAGUGGAAGAUACAAAUCUGAACAGCAAAACUUGCUUGAGACCCUUUUAAUAUUUUCCCAGUCUUCACCAUUUCCAUCAGCAGUGUGUAAACAGUUGCUACAUGUGUAGAGAGCUUGACUCUAUCCUGUCAGCAAGACACAA
Rhincodon typus (whale shark) is the source of this 1313-nucleotide messenger RNA. RefSeq lists its product as uncharacterized. The coding region runs from base 68 to 658 and encodes 196 amino acids. NCBI's taxonomy places the organism in Eukaryota, Metazoa, Chordata, Chondrichthyes, Orectolobiformes, Rhincodontidae. The transcript is spliced from 5 exons. The record is from RefSeq and is a predicted model, not a curated record.